UCAUGUUAAUAUUUUGAUUCGCUCAAUACUAAAUAUCAAUAGACAAAAUUUUUGUUCAAUGGUAUGAGUAGCACUAGAUUUACACCUUGACUGUAUAUCCCGACUUUGAUCUCCACACAUGAGUUGAUAUUUACACUGAAAUUUUAGUGACUUUGAUACAAAUUUCAUUUGACCGAGUAAGUCUUUGAGAGUAGACAUAGUGUCAAAUUCAGAGGUCAAGGUGUCCUGGUUUUUAUCUUUUGAAGCUCGAAUUGAGAACAAGUCCGUUAGAGCUAUUGGGGCAAACUAGGCCAAAGUGAAAAAGGGUACGUUUAGAAACAAUGACCGAAACGGCGUUCCAAGGAAAAACCAUUAAUAAGUGCCCGCUCGCCUCCUCUCACUGCCUUUCCUCGGUAUGGUUGGUAAAACAGAAAAACCUAGGAAAGAAGUAGACAAGAAUUGGAGGGAAAAGAAGAGAGCGAGCCAAGGAGAGAGUAAGAGCAAUGCCAGUGGCAAAACCAGAAUCGUGUGAUUCCAGGGUGAUUGCUCAUAUCGACAUGGACUGCUUCUAUGUUCAAGUGGAGCAAAGAAAGCAACCGCAAUUACGGGGUUUGCCUACCGCAGUUGUACAGUACAAUGAAUGGAAAGGAGGGGCUUUGAUUGCAGUCAGCUAUGAGGCACGUAAAUUUGGGGUGAAGCGCUCAAUGCGUGGUGAGGAAGCCAAGGAGGUUUGCCCACAAAUUCAUCUGGUCCAAGUUCCUGUAGCCCGUGGUAAAGCUGAUCUUAAUGGUUAUCGGAAUGCAGGCUCCGAGGUGAUGUCCAUCCUUGCAAGGAGAGGUAGAUGUGAAAGGGCUUCCAUUGAUGAAGUUUAUCUUGAUCUUACUGAUGCAGCAGAAACAAUGCUAGCAGAAGCUCCUCCGCAGCACUUGGAGGCAAUAGAUGAGGAAGCUCUUAAGUCACAUAUUCUAGGGCUCAAUAAUGAGGAUGGGAGUGAUGUGAAAGAAAUUGUUAGGAAUUGGAUACAUAGGUGCCAUGCUGAUCACCGUGAUAAGUUACUAGCCUGUGGCAUCCUCAUUGUUGCAGAACUUAGGAUGCAGGUUUUAAAGGAGACAGAAUUCACUUGUUCUGCAGGCAUUGCUCAUAAUAAGAUGCUGGCCAAACUUGCAAGUGGUAUGAAUAAACCUGCACAACAAACUGUCGUGCCUUUCUCAUCUGUACAAGGAUUGCUCAAUUCCUUGCCAAUAAGGAAAAUGAAACAGCUUGGAGGCAAGCUGGGGAUGUCCUUACAAAUUGACAUGGGUGUGAACACUGUUGGAGAUCUAUUGCAAUUUUCAGAGGAGAAGCUUCAAGAACGUUAUGGCUUAAAUACUGGUACUUGGCUAUGGAAUAUUGCAAGAGGAAUCAAUGGAGAAGCAGUUGAGGGACGCCUUCUCCCCAAGAGCCAUGGUUCUGGAAAGACAUUUCCUGGCCCUCGUGCAUUAAAGACAGUUUCUGCAGUGCAACACUGGCUUAAUCAACUUUGCGAAGAACUCAGUGAACGGCUUUGCUCUGACCUAGAACAAAACAAGAGGAUAGCACACACUUUAACUCUGCAUGCUAGAGCAUACAAGUCCAGUGACUCAGAUUCAGAGAAAAAGUUCCCCUCAAAAUCUUGUCCACUAAGGUAUGGGACUGCCAAGAUCCAGGAAGAUGCCUUCAACCUAUUUCAAGCCGGAUUGCGUGAAUACAUAGGAUUGUAUGGUGUUAAGUCUCAAGGAAGUCACUACAGUAGAUGGGGGAUAACAUCUCUUUCUGUUUCAGCCAGUAAAAUUGUCCCCAUACCAUCUGGAACAUGUUCAAUUGUGAAAUAUUUUCAUUGGCAAUCUUCAUCCCACUUUUCUUCAAUACAAUCAGCAGAGAACCUCAGAAUGGAUGCAACGCAUUUGUCUCCCCCAGGUAAUGAAAGCUACUCAGAGGUGGGUUUACCUGAACCAAAAAUUCAUUUUCCAGGGGAAGAUAGCUGGAUUGAGGAUACUACCCCUGGUUUGGGUCUACAAGAACAGAAAAUAAAUGUCUGGAAAGAUGAGGAUCUAUCUUGCUCUCCAUCAAAGAAGAAAGUAGAUGGCUUCACCGAGGAUACUUCACCAUUGUUGCUCUCAGGAACUCAGGGGUGCUUGGAACAGAAUCAGAAUAAACAGCAAAGAGAGUUCUCUAAGGAUGAGAGCCGGUUUAAGUCAGAAUACCGGGAGCAAAAAGGAACAAGAUUGAAAAACAAGGGAACAUCUUCAAUUUUGAAAUUUUUUAAGAGCUGCAAUCCCUCUGGCACUUCUUUGUCUCAAGAGCACGAUAGAACUGUCCAAGGCACCGAUGCUCAAUUAACCAACGGUGCAGGUUUUCAGUCCAGCUGUCAUAACCUUGCAGAACUUAAUGAAGUUGAAGUAGCAAAGGAGAAUGGGACGAGCAGUCACAGUUACAUUAGAGAUCAGGAUGAAUGGAGAAGGGAAGCAUGGAGUUACAACAUCAAUGAAAUUGACCCAUCUGUGAUUGAUGAAUUGCCAAUGGAGAUCCAAGAUGAAAUUCAAGCCUGGCUACGGCCUCGAAAGCGGCCUAAUAAUAUAGUUCAGCGAGGUUCUACAAUCUCUCAUUAUUUUUCUCCUACCAAAAAGUCAUAAGAAAACCAGGAUAUUUAGCAUCUGCCUGUAGUAAUGUUAUUUUUUCUUUUAUAGGUAUAAACCAUGAUUGAUAAUACGGUCAGUUCUCACCAAAAGAGAAAUCUUUCAUCUGAUCAUACAAAUAUAGGAGGGAUCAUAUAUUCUGCCAAGUAUAUGUUUAACAAUAGGCCAGACCAUAUCUCUCAUAUCUAGCAUUUUUCUUCAUCCAAAAAUUUUAAUCCUAUCUUAGAGGACCUAAAGCUUGUUGAUAGUUUCGAUCCGGCCAAGGUAGAAAGCCACUUUGUGUCUUGUGCAUUCGAAAGUCUGAGCAGGCGUCGUUUUCUCCAACCUAAUAGCUUGUGCCUGGAGAGUCUCAGACAGACCAAAAGUUAGUAGUAUUUAAGGUGGUGUGUUUGCAGGUUGCCAUGUUUAUGGUACAUGGUGUAGGUCAACUGCAAAGUGCUAAUUAUAUAUAUGGAAAAAUCCUAGAGAUUGGAGAGAGACUGCUUCGUCACAUGCAUGCUGACCGUAGUUAAUAAAUGACAAAUUGUUUUUUUAUGUU
Molecule: messenger RNA, 3171 nt
Organism: Theobroma umbraticum
Lineage: Eukaryota; Viridiplantae; Streptophyta; Magnoliopsida; Malvales; Malvaceae
Gene: POLH
Product: Y-family DNA polymerase H
Biological process (GO): response to radiation; error-prone translesion synthesis
Cellular component (GO): site of double-strand break; nucleus; replication fork
Molecular function (GO): damaged DNA binding; DNA-directed DNA polymerase activity
Source: RefSeq, a predicted model, not a curated record